Molecule: messenger RNA, 613 nt
Organism: Rasamsonia emersonii CBS 393.64
Lineage: Eukaryota; Fungi; Ascomycota; Eurotiomycetes; Eurotiales; Trichocomaceae
Product: T-complex protein 1 subunit epsilon
Exons: 3
Biological process (GO): protein folding
Cellular component (GO): chaperonin-containing T-complex
Molecular function (GO): ATP-dependent protein folding chaperone; ATP hydrolysis activity; ATP binding
Source: RefSeq, a predicted model, not a curated record
AUGAAAGAUGAGCAAGGACGGCCCUUCAUCGUCGUCCGAGAGUACGCAUUUCCUUGGUCUCGGGGUGCUUGGGAAAUUGUGUUGACUUUCUUGAAGUCAGGGAAAGAAGAAGAGGCAGCAUGGCACCGAGGCCGUAAAGUCGCAUAUUGUCGCUGCGAAGACCGUCGCCAACAUUGUCAAGACUUCACUGGUUCGUACCAUCGUACCCUUUGCCCCGAAUGGGACGUUUAUACUGAGGUUAUAAUUAAGAUGGAAAUUACAAACAAUGUCGCCAAACUUCUUGUGCAACUGUCGAAGUCUCAGGACGACGAGAUUGGAGACGGGACCACCGGCGUCGUUGUGUUGGCUGCUGCUCUCUUGGAGCAGGCGGCUGAGCUGAUCGACAAAGGCAUUCACCCCAUCCGGAUUGCGGAUGGCUAUGACCAAGCCUGCGAGAUUGCCGUUGCCGAGCUUGACAGAAUCAGUGAUGAGAUUCCGUUCACUAGGGAGGACACAGAAAAUCUGAUCAAGGUUGCAAAGACGAGUCUGGGCAGCAAGAUCGUUUCCAAGGCACAUGGAUCAAUUCGCCAAGAUGGCCGUGGAUGCGGUUCUCUCCGUCGCCGAUCUGGAGCGG